UUGGCUGUUUUUCAAUAACAUAGUGUACCGUACAAAAAAGUAAUAUACAAAAUGAGUUUCUUCAAAGAUUUGUUUGGUAGUAAGAAAAAGGAGCCAACCACUGGGGAGGCCAUCCAAAAACUCCGUGAAACUGAAGAUAUGUUAAUGAAAAAACAAGAUUUUCUCGAAAAGAAAAUCGAAAUGGAGGUAACUUUAGCAAAAAAGAAUGUGUCGAAAAAUAAGCGAGCCGCAAUACAAGCACUGAAAAGAAAGAAGCGUUACGAGAAACAAUUACAACAAAUCGAUGGAACUUUAAGUACAAUUGAAAUGCAACGGGAGGCUUUAGAAGGGGCUAAUACUAACACGGCGGUUCUUACAACUAUGAGGCAAGCAGCUGAUGCUCUUAAACUUGCGAAUAAUCACUUGGAUGUGGAUAAAGUGCAUGAUAUGAUGGAUGAUAUUGCCGAACAACAAGAUGUUGCUAAAGAAAUCUCUGAAGCUAUUAGUAAUCCGGUUGCUUUUGGACAGGAUGUUGAUGAAGAUGAAUUAGAAAAGGAAUUGGAGGAAUUAGAACAAGAAGCUUUGGAAGAUGAAUUACUUAGAGUUGGUCCAUCAGCUACGGAUGAAUUACCAGCUGUUCCACAAGAUGAAGUUGCAGUUAAACCUAAACCAGCUCCAAGAAAAGUUGAAGAGGAUAAGGAUGAUUUGGAAGCACUCCAAGCUUGGGCAAAUUAAAUUCAGUUUCCGAAUAGACACACUUACCUUGUUAUAUAUAGAGAGAUUUAACUUAUAUGAUUAAAAGAAUCAUAAUAUUCGGGCAAUGGCGUUCAUCGCAUCAGCGUAAGUUAAUUUAGGUGCAUCGCAUAUUGUAAAAAAUUAAAAACUUAUAACAAACAACAAUGAAAUUACUAUUAUAAAAAUUUAAUUUUCUUUUCUAAAUAUGUUAUCACACGCAAGUCUAUGCUUAAAACUGAAGAAGGAUAUGGAAAAUAAUCAUUUCAAUUGAUGAAUAGGUUAUGUUAAAUAUUUAAGACAUACUUAGAAAUUUUAUUAUUUCGUAAUUUGUAUAUUG
Molecule: messenger RNA, 1051 nt
Organism: Onthophagus taurus
Lineage: Eukaryota; Metazoa; Arthropoda; Insecta; Coleoptera; Scarabaeidae
Gene: shrb
Product: charged multivesicular body protein shrub
Biological process (GO): late endosome to vacuole transport via multivesicular body sorting pathway; vesicle budding from membrane
Cellular component (GO): multivesicular body; ESCRT III complex; cytoplasmic side of plasma membrane
Source: RefSeq, a predicted model, not a curated record